CGGAGCCUCCAGAAGCUUCCACAUGUAGCGCUCUGCUAUAAAGAACCUCCCAGAUCCGGUCUCCAGGACAGACCAGAGACACCGAGGCUGAACCGACAGAUCCGGGCUGCAGGACAUUCAACACCGGGACUGAAGAGAAAGGCAGCAGCAGAGACUUCAAAAUGGUUCAUGAAACCGGCUUCUAUGACCUGUUGGGAGUCACACCGUCAGCUUCGCCUGAUGAAAUAAAGAAAGCGUACAGAAAACUGGCUCUGAAGUUUCACCCGGACAAGAACCCCAACGAAGGAGAACGAUUCAAGCUAAUCUCCCAAGCUUAUGAAGUCCUGUCUGAUCCAAAGAAGAGGGACCUGUAUGACCAGGGCGGGGAGCAGGCCAUCAAAGAGGGGGGCAUGAAUGCAGGGCAGUCACCUAUGGACAUCUUCAACAUGUUUUUUGGAGGCGGAGGCCGAAUGCAGAGAGAGAGAAGAGGAAAGAAUGUUGUUCACCAGCUCAGUGUCUCAUUGGAGGAAAUGUACAACGGUUCCACCAGGAAGCUCGCCCUGCAGAAGAAUGUGAUCUGUGAAAAAUGUGAAGGUUAUGGAGGAAAGAAAGGCGCCCUGGAAAAAUGCUCAUCGUGUAAAGGACGGGGAGUGCAGGUCAAAGUUCAGCAGAUUGGUCCAGGCAUGAUUCAGCAGAUCCAGAGCAUGUGUUCAGACUGUCAGGGACAAGGGGAGAAGUUCAGCUCCAAAGAUCGCUGCAAGACCUGCCAGGGCCGCAAAGUGGAGCGUGUGAAGAAGAUCCUCGAGGUCCACAUCGACAAAGGUAUGAAAGAUGGGCAGAAAAUCACAUUCCACGGAGAGGGGGAUCAGGAGCCUGGACUGGAGCCCGGUGAUGUCAUCAUUGUGCUGGAUCAGAAGGACCAUCCUAUAUACCAAAGGCAGGGAGAUGACCUCAUCACAAACAUGGAGCUCAAACUCGUAGAAGCUCUGUGUGGAUUCAGGAAAACGAUCACGACUUUGGACAACAGGACACUGAUCAUUAACUCCGCACCAGGACAAGUCAUCAAACCCAACGACAUCAAAUGUAUUCAGAAUGAAGGAAUGCCAAUUUACAAAGAUCCAUAUGAAAAGGGACAGCUCUUCGUCAAUUUCCAGAUUGAAUUCCCAGAGAAAGAGUGGCUUCCUGAACAUCUCAUGUACCAGCUGGAGAGACUGCUACCUCAGAGAGAAGAUGUGAUGUUGACAGACGACAUGGAGGAGGUGGAUCUGUCUGAUGUGGAUGUACAGGCCCAGCAGAGAAAGCAGCAGGGAGAGGCCUAUGAGGAGGAUGAAGAUGCUCCUCGAUCUGGAGUGCAGUGUCAGACCCAAUAAACCACUCCACUGCUUCAACUCAAAAUGGCCACCAGAUUUAUAUUUACCAUUUAUAUUGUUCGUUUGAGGUUCGGACAAGGUCUUUGUUACGGUUUUUAUUUAAGUGUGUUUUGUCAUACUUUCUGUGAAGGUACGUUCAUAUUUUUGUUAAUAAAACGCACAAUAUUGGAAUAGGUGGUUUUAAUUUAUUGUCUGUUCUCAGUAAAGAACUGAAAAUAAACCUGUCAGGGCUUUUACAUGGUGGUUGCUGAGUAGUGGCUCUACUAAAGAUGUGCUAUGUAACUUUUCCAGAGAAGUGCUUGUGUCCAUGGAGAUUUCAAUACUUACCCAGAAUGUUUAGUGGACACAAGUAUGUGCGUGCAAUUAGGCCAAGUUACAGGCCACAUCUGUGGAGUCCCAA
Messenger RNA from Periophthalmus magnuspinnatus, 1749 nucleotides. RefSeq names its product DnaJ heat shock protein family (Hsp40) member A (gene dnaja). Lineage: Eukaryota; Metazoa; Chordata; Actinopteri; Gobiiformes; Gobiidae. Gene Ontology annotation, cellular component: cytoplasm; cytosol. The coding region runs from base 162 to 1349 and encodes 395 amino acids. Gene Ontology annotation, biological process: response to heat; protein refolding. The transcript has 8 exons. The record is from RefSeq and is a predicted model, not a curated record. Gene Ontology annotation, molecular function: ATP binding; Hsp70 protein binding.